Penicillium crustosum is the source of this 903-nucleotide messenger RNA. RefSeq lists its product as uncharacterized. The record is from RefSeq and is a predicted model, not a curated record. Bases 1 to 903 code for a protein of 300 amino acids. The transcript is spliced from 2 exons. Lineage: Eukaryota; Fungi; Ascomycota; Eurotiomycetes; Eurotiales; Aspergillaceae.
AUGUCUGCCGUGUUGAUUACAGGUGCGACGGGAAAGCAGGGAGGCUCCCUCAUCAAGAGUCUCAUCUCCCGCAAUGCUCCUUUCGAAGUCUUGGCUGUCACACGCGAUCCAACUUCUGCAUCUGCGCAAAAACUCCGGAGUCUAUCUUCCAAUAUCAAGCUCGUUCAAGGCGAUCUUGACAACCCGGCUGAAAUCUUUCAGAAUGCCCGGCGCUUAGCUUCGGCUCCCAUAUGGGGUGUUUACAGUGUGCAGGCGGCCAUCGGAAAUAGUUCAGAAGAAGUCCAAGGCAAAAGUCUAGUCGAUGAAGCGAUCAACCAGGACGUCAAAUUCUUCGUGUAUAGCUCCGUCGACCGUGGUGGCGAGAAACGUUCAUAUAACAACCCAACUAAGAUCCCACAUUUCAUCAAAAAGCACAACAUCGAGCAUCACCUUAUCGAUCGCGCGAAGAACCACCAUAUGAAAUGGACCAUCUUGAGACCAGCAGCUUUCUAUGAGAACUUGACUCCGGAUUUCUUUGGCAAGAUGUUUGCGACCUGUUUCAAAAUGGCACUGAAAGGAAAGCCCUUACAGCUGGUCGCUACAAGUGACAUUGGAUAUUUCGGGGCCGAAGCCUUCCUGAACCCCGACAAAUACGAGGGCAAGGGGAUUUCCCUGGCUGGCGAUGAAUUGACAUUUGACCAGAUGGAUCAGACCUUCUUUCGUCGUAUGGGACAGAAUCUGCCUAUGGCUUUCCGUCCGAUUUGCUCUUUGUUCAUGGCUGCUAUGAAGGACAUGGGUUAUAUGUUUAAAUGGUUUCAUGAUGAGGGUUACGGAGCCGAUAUCCAGAAAUUGCGGGAGAUUAAUCCCGAGAUGAAAACAUUCGACACCUGGCUUGUGAACGACAGUGGAUUGUCGAAGAAAUGA